AUGUAUUACAAUUUAAAGUAAGUUUAACCACAUUGCUGAAAAAUGCUUGAAACCGGCAGCGCGGAAAAUACAACAGCCGAUACACUACAAGCCAACGCAGAACUUACUAAAGACGAUGAAGAUAAUGCCCGUCCGGACGCGACCUUUCGUUACACAGUUCAAAAUAUUAGCCAGCUUAGAGAACAAGUUUUAUCUCCGCCGUGCUAUGUGAGAUGUUUACCGUGGAAAAUUCUAGUUCUUAUUCGAAAUACAACAACUCCGGACCGACAACAGCAAAAGGCGCUGGGGAUUUUUUUGCAAUGUAACGGAGAUUGCGAUUCUCCAGGAUGGUCUUGCUAUGGGCUAGGAGAAUUAAAACUUUUGUCGCACAAGCCAGAUGGCGAACAUCUCUGCAGGAAGCUACAUCAUAUGUAUCACUGCAAAGAAGACGAUUGGGGUUUUGCUCAUUUUAUAUCAUGGAAAAACUUAAUGGAUCCUGAUAACGGAUUUGUAAAAGAUGAUUCAAUAGUAAUCGAGGCUCAUGUAGUUGCAGAAGCUCCACAUGGAGUUUCUUGGGACUCUAAGAAGCAUACAGGAUAUAUUGGACUGAAAAAUCAAGGAGCAACCUGUUAUAUGAAUUCUCUUUUGCAAACUCUUUUCUUCACAAAUGUUCUACGGAAAGCCGUUUAUAAAAUACCUACCGUCGGUGAUGAUAGUUCUAGAUCAGUUGCUUUUGCUCUUCAACGAGUUUUCUACGAUCUACAAUUUUCGGAUAAGACAGUAGCUACAAAAAAACUUACGAAAAGUUUCGGCUGGGAAACGUUAGACUCUUUUAUGCAGCAUGAUGUUCAAGAAUUUCUUAGGGUACUACUAGACAAACUAGAAAAUAAAAUGAAAGGUACCGUAGUUGAAGGAACGGUGCCUAAAUUGUUUGAAGGAAAAAUGACUUCAUUUAUAAAAUGCAAGAAUGUAAAUUGCACAAGUACUCGCGUCGAAACAUUUUACGAUAUCCAACUUAGCGUUAAGGGGAAAAAUAAUAUUUAUGAAUCAUUUAAAGACUACAUUAGUACGGAAUUGUUGGAGGGCGAGAACAAAUAUGAUGCAGGAGAACAUGGUCUACAAGAAGCUGAGAAAGGUGUUCGGUUUGAUGUAUUCCCGCCUAUUCUACAUUUACACCUAAUGCGUUUUCAGUACGAUCCACAAAGUGACACCUCUGUUAAAUUUAAUGAUAGAUUUGAAUUUUACGAGGAAGUAAAUCUGGAUCAGUAUCUCCAGGAGACACCUAAAAUUCCGGCACAUUAUACGUUGCAUGCGGUGCUCGUACAUUCAGGAGAUAAUCACGGUGGACACUACGUUGUGUUUAUUAAUCCUAAAGGCGACGGAAAGUGGUGUAAGUUCGAUGAUGACGUUGUGUCACGCUGCAGCAAACAAGAGGCGAUCGAGUACAACUUCGGAGGUAAAGAGGACGCGCCGUACCUCGCUCGACGUGCAACGAGUGCAUAUAUGCUUAUUUAUAUACAAACGUCCCAACUUAAAUAUGUCUUACAAGACGUUACACAGAACGACAUACCGAAUGAUCUUUGCGAGCGAAUCACUGAAGAAAUGCGAUACGAGAUGGUAAGGACAUGCGGCAGAAAAAUAAAAUGCAGAAAAUUUAGGUCCGAUACAUCAGUAACUUCGGCCAAGUAUUACGCGAGGAUUUUUAGCGCUUUAAAACAGUUCUUCACUUUACAGGCCAUAGCUGGCUCUAAAUUUAAAGGAAGAUAAGAAUUAUGGAGCAAAGGAGAUCUUAAACAUUAAAUUUGAUUGCCUUUAUUUCGAAAGUGCCGAUGGCGAUUGGUGUAAAUUAACCGAGUGAUUGAUCUUGUUAUAUUUUACUUUGUAUAUUCUUGUA
This is a messenger RNA of Vanessa atalanta (red admiral), 1873 nucleotides long. Its product is annotated as ubiquitin carboxyl-terminal hydrolase 7-like. The record is from RefSeq and is a predicted model, not a curated record. Gene Ontology annotation, biological process: regulation of protein stability; protein deubiquitination. The coding region runs from base 43 to 1746 and encodes 567 amino acids. Gene Ontology annotation, cellular component: nucleus; cytosol. The transcript is spliced from 11 exons. NCBI's taxonomy places the organism in Eukaryota, Metazoa, Arthropoda, Insecta, Lepidoptera, Nymphalidae. Gene Ontology annotation, molecular function: protein binding; cysteine-type deubiquitinase activity; cysteine-type endopeptidase activity.